GACUGGCUCAUUUGAAUGUAGUGAGGGAGGAGGAGAACACCUCCGUUCCUGUUGUUACCAGAGCUGAUAUAUCUCAGGCUCCCAGAAACGCUCCUCUAAUCUCACAUCAGCGGCACCGUGAGCGUCUCAACCCCAUGAUAGAGGAGGGAAAGCCUGUCUGCCUUUGAGGCUAUCAGGGGAAAACGGAGACAUACCGGGAGCUUCUCCAGUAGAAGUUCAGAACGAGAGAAAAAGAGAUAGACAGACAGAAAGAAAAGUGUUAUUUUUAUAUUUUAUUUCUCUACAGAUUAGCCAAUUUGAAUCAUCAAACAUGACUAGAAGAUCAUGUGCCAUUUACGCCACCGGGAUCGUGUGCGCUCAUUUGCUUAUUUUAGGCAUCGCCCUUCUGGUGGCCCAAGUCUUCCAAACAAUGAUUCAGGAACGGAUAAAAAAGGAGAUCACACUGGCUGAGAACAGUAGAGUAUUGGAGGGCUGGAUAAAUCCACCACCACCUGUUUACAUGCAGUAUUUCUUCUUCAAUGUUACCAACCCAAAUGAGUUUUUGGCCGGGAAGGAGAAGCCCAAAGUCACUCAAAUAGGGCCAUAUACCUACAGGGAAUAUCGACCCAGGGAAAAUGUCACUUUUCUUGAGAAUGGGACGAAAAUAUUUGCCACAAAUCCCAAGAGCUUUGUGUUUCUUCGCAACAUGUCAUCGGGAGAUCCUGAGGUUGACCGUGUGAUAACGGUUAACAUUCCAUUCAUUGCCGUGAUGAACGAGUUAAACUCCUACUCCUUCUUUCUGAGGUCUGCUGUGUCCAUGUGGAUGGGAUCCAUGGGCAUCGAGGUGUUUAUGAAUCGCACAGUCCAUGAGGUCCUGUGGGGUUUCAAAGAUCCGCUGCUGUCCAAACUCCAAUCCUUCAGACCAGAAGUGGAUGAGCAUUUUGGCCUGAUGUACAAUAAAAAUGGAACCCACGAGGGUGAAUUUGUCUUCCACACUGGAGAGAAGAACUACAUGGACUACGGCAAGAUUGACACGUGGAAUGGCAUCAGUCAGAUGAACUGGUGGUCGUCUAACCAGAGCAACAUGAUCAACGGUACCGAUGGCAGUGUCUUCCACACCUUCCUGUCCAGGAAAGAGCUGCUCUACAUCUUUGCUGCUGAUCUGUGCAGAUCCAUUCAUUUGGGUUACGUGGCUGACAAAGAGGUGAAGGGCAUCCCUGCCUUCCGCUUCGCCCCUCCUUCAGAUGUGCUCGCUCCCCCGGAUGAGAACCCCAGUAACGCUGGCUUCUGCGUGCCUGCUGGGGAUUGUCUAGGAAAAGGAGUCCUCAAAGUCAGCGUCUGUCGGCAAGGUGCACCCAUUGUUGUGUCAUUCCCUCAUUUCUACCAAGCUGAUGAGAGAUACAUCAAAGCCAUUGACGGAAUGAACCCAAAUGAGGAAGAACACGAAACAUACCUCGACAUCAACCCGACCACAGGGGUUCCCAUUCGUGCCUGUAAGAGAGCUCAGCUCAAUGUCAUACUGAAGCGAGUCUCUGGCUUCCCCAAAACAAAAUUCCUGAAUGAGACCAUUUUCCCCAUCAUGUAUGUCAAUGAGACCGCUACUAUUGACGAUGAGUCUGCAGCCCAGAUGAGGACGCUUCUGCUGAUUGUAACGAUUGUGUCCAACUUCCCAGUCAUCAUUGUGGGACUGGGGGCUAUUUUACUUGUGGUCCUGAUCCUCCUCGUCUGCAGGAACCGCCAGAGAAAGGUAAAAAAUAACGAAGUAAAACGUAUUGAUUUUACUGAAGCUUUUCAUUCUUUUGCUACGGCGAAGGAUGAAACCGCUUAUACCCAAGUGAGCAACCAAGCGGAGGAUUCGCCAGAGAACCGCACCAAUCAGCCUUCGAGGAACGGAUCUUACAUCGCCAUGUCCCCAGUAGAGGCGCAGAAGUGUUGAUGAAGAUGACUGGUGGAGUCUCACCUGAGGACGUCACGUCUAUCCUCCACACCCUUUUUAUAUGUUAGUUUCCACUGUGCGAUUCGUCUUCGGGGACCAGGCCCCCGCACCCUCACCACCGUUUGCCAAGGGUCACUUAUUUGACUUGUGACUUUUUUUUAUUUCCUUGAGCAUGGCCUUUCAAACUGCCAUAUCUUCGAUCAAAACAUAUGUAAACUCAAAGCACCCACUUCAGUUUCGAACAACCGUCUCUGGGUUCCCAGAGGCUUCUGUUGCCUAGUCCUGAGAGGCCUGAAACACACUCUCUUGCCUUUUGAAAACGGAUAUAUGCAUUGCAUGCUCACAGAGUCCAUAGUUCCUGAAGGGUCAUAAACCCUUUCAGCAUGAGAGAGCGUGAAGGGUUCGCAGCCUGUGCUCUUAAAGUGUUUCAGAUCUCUUCCCACACUACUGUAUACAGGUCUACACAGACAGACCUUGAACUAACACAGCUCUACAUACAUCAGACCCUCUGAUAAUGAGCAGAUAAACUAUUGAUUUACCUCCUCUUAAGAGUAUUAGAGAGCUAAAAGGUCUAAUAUGCUAACAAAAAACUGGGUCUUAUCCAGAACUUGUGUGUGUGUGUGUGUGUCUGAUUGUACACACCAGAGUGUUUGUUUGUGUGUGUGUGUGUGUGUGUGUGUGUGUUACUGCAAGCAUGUCAAUGCUUGCAUGUUUUUGUCACACUGUGGUGAACUGCUCUGGUGGGUCACCAUCCACCGUUUUGCGCGAUGCAGUGUGACAACAAGUGGAAACUAGUGACUUCAGUGGUCCUCUUCAUUUCACAGUAUCUGAGUCAUGUUUUUUUCUGAUGCCAGAAACAUUUCAGUGAUGAUGGCUGGUCAGACAGUCUCCUUUAAGGCAUCGUAUUACAGACAUCGUACUAGCUUUCAGCAUUUCAUAAUGAACGAACAACUGACGUAGAACACUCACAAGCGAGACUUGAAUUGCUCUGCCUUACAGAUACUUACGAACACAAUGUGAUUCAGCUGCAUGGUAAAGGAAGGUAUAAGGUGGAACUAGACGAAAUGUCAGACCGAUAAUGGCCAAUCAGUGGCGGACUUUGAACUACGUCCAUCGCUUUUCACAGCAAAACACGUCUGUUCUGUAAUCUCGAGAGCACAACUACAGUCCAGCGAACCCACAGUCGAAUCAGAGCAGAAGGGGUUAGAGGUCAGCAGGUUUUUGAGGGGUAAUCUGUGAAGUUUGCACAUUUUUUUCUGUGCACGUUUGGUUUAUAUUAACCCUCUGUGGAUGAAAGAGACUCUAGCACUUGAAUCACUGCUUGUGUCUGUUGAGUUUAUUUUUGUGUUGCUUUUUAUGUUCUGAGCCUUCGAUAUUGCUAAAAAAAAAAAAAGAAUUGAGGCCAUAUUUUAAAUCAACUUGAACAGGAUGUGAUAGCUGCACACUUGACAAAAUAUCACUAAAGAUGAAUCGUCAUAUUAAUGUCUGUUUGUCCAAAUGAAUCUUUUUGGUUGUCUGUCUGAAGUUGCCAUAACCCAUGAGUGCGUUUACACUCGUAUGUAUCAGUAAAUCAUUCCCAUUUGGGUGAUGCUUGUUGGAAUGAUUGAUGUUUGUUACUUUUAUUUGACGUAAACCAUCUGUUACUAAUUGCGACCGCGGUUUUCGUGGAUUGCAGUGCACACUGUUGCGUAUUUGCCUGUGCCAUGGAUUUAGCUUAUCUUAAAGAAUUAGUGCAAGGAUUAAACUGGAAACGCUGUGUAUGCGCCGUGUCUUAUGCAGCUGUAUGAGAACAGAAAACUGAGGGAAAGUAAUUCAAGCUUUAGUGUAAUGAACUACCUGUCCAUUGGAGUGGCUCUUUGAGUUUUGUUGUCCGCGCAGUUAGUAUAUACAUUUAUGUGAAAUGGUCUUUUCUCCGCUCCAUCUGUAAAAGACCCCGCAGGACUAUUUUGGUGAGACGUAACAUGUGACUUGAGUAUGAAAGAACCUGAUAUUUAAGAUAUUUAAGAACCUGAGCCAUUUCUAUACAGUUUCCAGAUUCCUUGUGGUGACUUUUGCCCCUAUAUGCUUGACCAAAGAUGACAUCGGUUUGGUAGAUAACUGGUUUGUUUGCUUUCCACACAGAUAGCUGCAGUGCCAUUGAUAUCCCACUUACAAGAGCAUAAGAACCUCAUUGUCUGCGAGGGCAAAUAUGAAAAACAAAAUAUUUUCCAGAGCAAAAUAUUGUGUGUUUAUAAUAUGUUUAAUACAGCUAAGAACUUAAGAUGUAUGACGAUAUGUAAAAAGCUAAUUUUAUAAUGAAGUAAAACAGUUUUGUAAUCAGACAGACGAAUAUUUAUGUUUUCAUAUGUUCAAUGGUAUGUACAGUAUAUUAUCUGAAUUACUAAGGUCUUUUCUUUGGCCUUGGUCAUUUCUCAAAAAAAAAAUUAUUAUUAUUUUGUGAUGUUACAAGUGGGGUCAUCAAACACAUUUCUGUUUUCUUCUUCUUAAUUACAUUUUUUUUUUUUUUUUGUCUUCUGUCAGAUUUCUGAAGUAGUACCAAGUGAAUAUUGUCCUAAAUUCGAGAUGGAACGGUGUAUGUGGUUGUAAAAACUGUUAACUUUGAUGGAGGAAAGCUUGUGUUGUAUCUGUGGGGUGUGAGCCUAUGUGUGUAAUGAUCUCCUGUUAUACAACUCUCAAGCUGUCAACACACUGUUUGUCCAACUGGAAUAACAAAGGGAAGGCUGAGAGUCUUUGAGUUCCACUUAGGAAGAUUGCCAUAGUGCCAUGUUGGGUACAAGGGAAAUUUCCACUUGCAAUCUAACCUUUUUUUUCUUAGAUGAAUGAUGCCCUCCUUCAGGGAUGAGCUUUUAGUGCCAAACCAUCCUUGUUCAUUUCACUUGCUUUAGUAGCAAAAUGUUUAAGCAGUGUAGCAGUUGUUUUCUGGAGCUGGUAAAUUCCUCAUGACAUCUUUGAGGAUGGUUUUAAAAACACUGAACACUUCAUCGUGUCCUGCUGAGAUGCACUGCAUUUUUUUGCUGCUGAGAAUGACAAUCCUUAUUUCAUGUUAGGUGCAAAAUCAUUUCAAGUAAUAUUAAUUUUUAGUUUUGAUAAUUUACACUGCACAAAUCUUUCUACAAUGCUUUUGUAAACAUUUUUAGUGUUAUUUGCAAAAAAAUAAAAUAAACAAUUCUUGAAAA
Messenger RNA from Carassius auratus (goldfish), 5091 nucleotides. RefSeq names its product scavenger receptor class B, member 2a (gene scarb2a). Gene Ontology annotation, biological process: receptor-mediated endocytosis; protein targeting to lysosome. The transcript is spliced from 13 exons. Gene Ontology annotation, molecular function: scavenger receptor activity. Gene Ontology annotation, cellular component: membrane; lysosome; cytoplasm. Lineage: Eukaryota; Metazoa; Chordata; Actinopteri; Cypriniformes; Cyprinidae. The record is from RefSeq and is a predicted model, not a curated record. Bases 311 to 1915 code for a protein of 534 amino acids.